Messenger RNA from Acanthosepion pharaonis, 651 nucleotides. The record is from the annotation of a GenBank genome assembly. NCBI's taxonomy places the organism in Eukaryota, Metazoa, Mollusca, Cephalopoda, Sepiida, Sepiidae.
AUGUCUAGAAUUGACAGGCGAAAAUGUACGAUUGGCGCCGAUGAAGAGUAUGAAGUUUGUUCUAUUUAUCUAUCUGUCUGUUUCUAUCUAUCUAUCUAUCUAUCUAUCUAUCUAUCUAUCUAUCUAUCUAUGUUUCUUUAUCUAUCUAUCUAUCUAUCUAUCUAUCUAUCUAUCUAUCUAUCUAUCUAUCCCAGCUUGUUCCUAUCUAUUUAUCUAAGUUUGUUCAUAUCUAUUUAUCUAUCGCAUUCUGUUUCUUUCUAUCUAUCUAUCUAUCUAUCUAUCUAUCUAUCUAUCUAUCUAUCUAUCUAUCUAUCUAUCUAUAUUCGUCUGAUAAUUUCUGUCAGUCUAUCUUCCUCUGAUCAUCUAUCUAUCUAUCUAUCUAUCUAUCUAUCUAUCUAUCUAUCUAUCUAUCUAUCUAAAUUUGUUUAUAUCUAUUUAUCUAUUGCAUUCUGUUUCUAUCUAUCUUCGUCUGAUCAUUUCUGUCAAUCUGUCUAUCUUCGUCUGAUCAUUUCUAUCUAUCUAUCUAUCUUUGAAGGUGGAGUUUAUAUAUUGAAUGAUUCUAUGCCUGUUUUUACAAUGGUUUUUUUUUCUCUACUACCACUAACCGUACUGGCCUUCUCCCACACUUACAGACGUUCUUUCUUUCACUGA